Molecule: messenger RNA, 1040 nt
Organism: Cloeon dipterum
Lineage: Eukaryota; Metazoa; Arthropoda; Insecta; Ephemeroptera; Baetidae
Product: melanoma-associated antigen B18-like
Exons: 5
Coding region: 75-995 (306 amino acids)
Cellular component (GO): nucleus
Source: RefSeq, a predicted model, not a curated record
UGAAGAAUAGCAUAACAACACAGCCGACUUCCCGAAAUUCUUCCGUUUUUUCCGGCAUUUCUACCCUCGACAGGAUGAACCGACGCUCCCAAUCGGCAAAGAAGGCCUCCAGGGGUCGUUCGGCGAGCCAGCCGACGGCGGACAGCGGUCGGCGCGGCAACAGGAAGGCCGCCACUCAGGCUGAAGAAGCUGCACCGAGUUCGGACGAGGAGGAGGAGCAGCCGCAGGAGCCGCAGCCGCGGAGGGGCAAGCGGGGCCAGACGCAGAGCAAGCUGUCCGACUUCUUCGAGCAGUCGUCGUCGUCGCAGUCCCAGCAGAAGGCGUCCAAGAUUCCUCCCAUCUCGGAGGAGGAGGUGCUGGACCAGGCCCGCAACGUGGCCUUCUUCCUGCUGGGCUGCGUCAAGGAGGGAAACUGCGUCAGUCGCUCGGAGGUGCAGAAGAACGUGCUGAAGAACUUCCACUCGCGCCACUACCUGCGCAUCAUGGCCGCCACGGCCGCUCUGCUGGCCGAGGUCUUCGGCCUCGAGAUCGUCAGCUUCGACGGCGAGAACACCUUCGACAAGAUGGUCCUGAUCGACAAGCAGGGCGUCCACAAGCAGGCCACCACCAAGGAAGAGGACAAGGCCAGCCAGGCGCUCCUCCUCCUCCUCGUCAGCUGCAUCCACGUCGCUGGCGCGCCCAUUCGAGAGGAGGAGAUGAUCGACUACCUGCGAGAACUGCGCAUCAGCUACUCAAAGAGCGACCCGCACUUUGGCGACGUCGAGGCCAAACUGAAUUCGUUCAAAUCACAAAGCUACCUGAAAUUCGAGACUGACAGAUCGACCACUCCCCCUACCAAGCUGAUCGGGCUGGGCCCGAGGGCUGACGCCGAGAUUAACCGAGCCGAGUUGAUGGCUUUUUCUAAAAGGCUGUACCCUGAUCUGGCCUUCCUGGCGGACAACUCGCCGGACAGGCGCCUCUGUGAUUCUCAGGAUGAAGAAGAAGAAUUUGAAUAAUAUUUUGUGUUAAUUUCUGAAUAAAUAAAAAGUCAUUAUUCAUUU